AUGGCAGCAUCUGGUUUUUCAAUGGUGGCAAAUAUGAUCAUAGGUUCUUCAACUUCUUCUGAUAUUGUUAUCCCUGAUGCUUCCGAUCACAUGGCUUCUAAUUUGUCUUCUCUUGAUAACAUUCAGCUUCUCAAUCAGCCAUGCCCCAUUAAGCUCCCAAAUGCUGACAUUGUUCCUAUGAGCUUCAUGGGAGAGUCUCAUUCUCUCUACAGACCUGAUAAGGUUGGGAGAUUGCCCAGGCAACCAGGAGUCAAUUUCCAGCAAUACUCAGGAUACGUCACUGUGGAUGACAAGCAGACCAGAUUUCUCUUUUAUUACUUUGUCGAAGCAGAGACGAACCCGGCUUCCAAGCCUCUAGUUCUCUGGUUAAAUGGAGGGCCUGGUUGCUCCUCUAUUGGAACAGGAGCUUUCAUGGAAAAUGGCCCUUUCAAACCGGGAGGAGACGCUUUAAUUAUUAAUGAGCACAGUUGGAAUAAAGAAGCAAAUAUGUUAUACCUGGAGUCGCCUGCUGGAGUUGGGUUCUCUUAUUCCACUAAUAUAUCAUUCUAUUCCUCAGUUAAUGACAACAUAACAGCACAUGACAAUCUUGUAUUCCUCGAUCGUUGGCUUGCCAAAUAUCCUGACUACAGAAGUAGAGAUUUGUAUAUCACAGGGGAAAGCUAUGCAGGUCAUUAUGUUUCACAACUUGCACAGCUCAUUGUUCAGUCCCCUAACAUGAAGUUCAAUUUGAAGGGAAUAGCGCUGGGAAAUCCUCUGCUGGACUUCGAGAUAGAUUUCAAUUCCGUGGCGGAGUUCUGGUGGUCGCACGGACUGAUUUCGGAUUCCACGUACGAGCUUUUCCGAUCGGACUGUAACUUUUCGCAGUUCAUGAGAGAGUAUGCGAUCACAGGAAGCCUUUCCCGGAAAUGCUAUGGCGUGAUCACUCAGUCCAUAAACGAGGUCGGAAACUCCACGGACACCUACGACGUCACCCUCGACGUCUGCCUCCCCACCGACUCUAGGGCUGCUCAUUUGCUUUCCAAACGGUUCAAGGAAAAUGCACAAGGCAUAGAUGUAUGCAUAGAAGAUAAGAUAGCUAAGUAUUUAAAUCGAAAAGAUGUGCAAAGGGUUCUUCAUGCCAAGCUUGUUGGAGUGAAUAGUUGGAUUUCAUGCAGCAAAAUUUUAAAAUACGACAUGCACAAUCUAGAGACAUCUGUAACCAGUGUUGUUGGCUCUCUUGUUCAGUCUGGUAUCCGAACCCUAAUUUACAGUGGGGAUCAAGACUCACUUAUCCCACUAAUUGGAACAAGGACUUUGGUGAAUAAUUUAGCAAAGGGAUUGGGGCUGAACACCACUGUGCCAUAUAGCAGUUGGUUUGUGGGAGGGCAGGUUGGUGGGCGUACACAAGCUUAUGGUGAUGAUAAUAUCUUAUCUUUUGCCUCUAUUAAAGCAGCCUCUCACCAAGCUCCAUAUUCGCAACCACAAAGAUCACUAGAGCUAUUCAGAGUAUUUUUAAGUGGCAAAUCACUACCAACAUAA
Molecule: messenger RNA, 1518 nt
Organism: Malania oleifera
Lineage: Eukaryota; Viridiplantae; Streptophyta; Magnoliopsida; Santalales; Ximeniaceae
Product: serine carboxypeptidase-like 45
Exons: 13
Coding region: 1-1518 (505 amino acids)
Biological process (GO): proteolysis
Cellular component (GO): vacuole
Molecular function (GO): serine-type carboxypeptidase activity
Source: RefSeq, a predicted model, not a curated record